This is a messenger RNA of Gilbertella persicaria, 997 nucleotides long. RefSeq lists its product as uncharacterized. The transcript has a single exon. The coding region runs from base 70 to 876 and encodes 268 amino acids. NCBI's taxonomy places the organism in Eukaryota, Fungi, Mucoromycota, Mucoromycetes, Mucorales, Choanephoraceae. The record is from RefSeq and is a predicted model, not a curated record. Gene Ontology annotation, molecular function: 2 iron, 2 sulfur cluster binding; metal ion binding.
AAUAAUGUGUAGCGCCUUGUGAUUGAUUUUGGGGAUGGAUGUGCACAAACCAUACAAGAUAUCGAAGCCAUGAAUGGUCAUUGGGCCACCAGUCCUUCCAUGAUGUCACAGCCUUCCGUUGCCCUUGUUCGGCGCAAAGGUAGUUGUGUACGUUGGUCAGACAAGAUUGCGCAUGUUCAAUAUUUAUCUGCUGAAUACAACCUACAGAUCACAAGUAUUGUGAUUUAUGACAACAUUCUGUACAACGACACUCAAUUCAUAUCCGAAUCCACAGACGAUGCUGAUUACCCUACAUUUACAGAUCCUUUACCUUCUUACCGAGAUAUUCAGUUCAUGACAGAAGAAAAUACACUGGACCUUGGCUCUACUUUUGUAGCUGUCUAUUUUGUGCCAUUGAGCUAUAUUCAGUACUUAAAUCAGACAUUGAUCCAAAGGACAUUUGAACCCAAUGGCACACGACAAGUCUAUACCCAAUUGACCUUUUCAUUGAGUGAGCACUACUUUCCCCCCAGUAACACAACCCAGACCAAUGAGGAUGAUGCGUGGAACAGAGAACGAGAAAAACGCAAUUAUAUCAUUUAUGCUAUUACAGCAGGUGUUGUCUUGAUCUUGGUUUUUUUUGUCAUACGAUGGUGCCUUGCUUUUCGAAUCCAAGAAGACCAGGUUGAAAGAGGCGAGUCGUUGCUACUGAGAGAUAUUCGUGAUCAUGUGAUUGCCUUUGACGAUUUAGAACGUCUGUGUCCUGUCUUAAGAUACGGCGAUACAAGCAUGACCAAUACCGUCUGUGCUAUCUGCCUCGAUGAAUUCUUGGCUGACUUCUUUGUGCGUGUGCUACCUUGUCAUCAUGGCUAUUGUACUGCUUGCAUUGGUAAUUGACAUACAUACGAAUGAGACAUGCUUACUCCUUAUUUCUUAUAGAUGUAUGGCUCACCAAAAAAUCAUGUAUGUGUCCUAUUUGUAAAUAUGAUUGUCGAAAAGCAUUAGAGCCAUCUUGUUC